Molecule: messenger RNA, 3124 nt
Organism: Erigeron canadensis
Lineage: Eukaryota; Viridiplantae; Streptophyta; Magnoliopsida; Asterales; Asteraceae
Exons: 2
Coding region: 1283-2053 (256 amino acids)
Source: RefSeq, a predicted model, not a curated record
UUAAAGCAGAUAGGAAGCUUCUUAACCUUCUGUUGGAUGGAAUCAUUGUUGGAUAGUGUAUGCGUAGUCAUAUUGAUGACAGGAUACCUUGGUAAGUUGAUUUAUUGGGUGGUUAUGCUUAUGACUCCUCAAUGAUGUGAAGUGGUGUGCUAGCAUACUGGUUAUAUGGGUCCAUUCUGGAAGCAGUAACCACUUAAGUAAACUAAUAUGACACUUGAGGACUUCUUUACCUCUAACGAGUUAGAAAAUGGGCUCACUACUCCAGACAGAGUUAAGGACCUCCUCACCAUUAUGCAGAACAAGAAAGAAAAUAUCCUGAAAAAUAUUGGUGAAGCAAUCCGACAAUGGUCUACUGUUGCAACAACUAUUGCAACCACUAAGAAUAAAGAGUGUAUUGAUCUUUUCGUCUAAUUAGAUGGAAUCUGUUUCAUUGAUAAAUGGCUCAACGAUGCUCAGAAGUUUAUAAAUGAUAAGAAAUGCUUCGUUGGAAAAGUUUAUCAUUCCAUUGUUACGGGCACUUGAGAAGCUCCAGUUACACAACCGUAUUUCCUUGGAUUCUGGAAUUGUAAAGACCAUGCAGGGUCUUCUUAGUCAUAGUAGUUUAGUGAUUCAGGAGAAAGCUAAAGCUCUUUGUGAUAGGUGGACCCCAGUUCAGAACAUUGAUGUAGUUCCAACAGACGUCAAUCCCGUUGUUGUUUUUCCUGAUGAAAAUGAUAAAGAAAAAUAAUGCUGAACAAAUGCAGGAAAUAAAUACUGAUACUGUUCGACAAGAAAUAGAAACAAAAGAAGAGAUAGCAACACAGGAAAUUGUUAUGGCAUCUGAAGUGGAAAUACCCGAGGAUGAAAACAAGAAUUUUAGCUCAGAAACUACUGCUGUAACUGGAAUUAUUAGGCCUUUGGAAGAUGCGAAUGAGAAGCAGGAGAUCAAGCCUUUGGAUGAAGGUACAGUUGAAAUGACUUCAACUACCGAAGUUGACCAUGCUUUGGAGUCCACUACGAAGACUGAAUUAAUGGAAGACACCGGUGACAAAGAUGAAUAUAUGGUGGAUGGUGGGGAACCCCAAUCUUCCGACCAUCAAAAACCACAUUGGAAUAUCAUACCACUAGUGGAAUUGGUGAUUCUAGUGGCGGAGGUUUGCAAGAAUCACCUGGUGCAGAGAACCCUAAAACUACAUUAAAUACUGAACGUGACGAGGAUGGUGAAGAUACAAAGGAAGAUGUUGGAAUUGAGAGUGAGGAUGAUUCAAGUAGCAAGAGAGCAUCAGGUUUUUCUGAAUUUUCAAUGAAAAUUCGAGAUGAUUUUAUUACUAAGAGGCCAUCUCAUAUGGAAUUGGAUUAUGGAAUGGUGGAUCCAUUAGAGCUUGCAAGGCAAUUUGCUAAUGAAGUGGAGAGAGAAGUUGAUUCCCGAGAAGAAAGUUGCAGUACUUCUACAGAUGACAAAGAACAAUCGGCUGGUGGCCCAGGUCAGGAGGUUUCAUUUGGACCUGGACCUGUGCCUGGACCAUCUUCAAAGGGUUCACCUAGUCCAGCUGAACCCAUGGAUGAUGUAGAAACACAUGAUUUAACGACUACUAAUAUUCCGGAGAUGGGUCAAGAACUGGCUGCUAAUACUGAAAAAGGCUUUUCUGGGUUUGAUCUGAAUCAAGAAGUUACUUAUGUAGAUACUAGCAGUCAAGUGGAUCCGGUCUUAACCCCAAUUUCAGUUGUCUCCGCUUCCAGGGCUGCUGCAGCGGGUGGACUACCUGUUGCUCCUUUGCAAUUUGAAGGAACUCUUGGUUGGAAAGGGUCAGCCGCCACCAGUGCUUUUAGACGGAUCCCUGAAGGUGAAAAGACAUUUUCAUCGUCCUCAAGUCACAAUAACUCAAACCAACAUUUAAAUCACCUUGAUUUUGUUUUGAACAUGGUUGAAGGCAGUGAGGAUGAAAUUGAAGAUUUCCUAUCCCGAGACAAAAAUGAGAAACUGCAGUUGGAUCUUAAUAGUCCCGGGGACGGGAAUGCGGGCAUUAUUUCAUUGGAUUGGAAAAGGGAUGGUAGGGUAACGUCUCUGAGGUAAAAUGGGCUUCAGAAUCCAUCUGUAUCUUCGUCAUCAUCUUCAAUGCAGCCUUCUUUUAGGAACGUUGAUUUGAAUUUAAAUGAUUACUCAACUGCUCCAAAUAAUACUUCAUUGGAUAAUCCUUUUCUCGGUAAGUUAUUCGACAAUAAACGAGUUGAAUCUGUUAUUUCCAUUUUUGGUACCCAAGUUGAGGUAAACCGAAAGGAAAAUAUUCCUCCUCCAUCCCGUCAGCUUAAUGGAAGGAUUUUUGAACCUUCAGUGGAUUUUAGUUUGGGGAGACUGGGGUCUGGUUUGACGCUUGGAUCUUCCAUGCCUUAUGGUAAUAUACCUUCUUAUGGUUAUGGACACAAUGGUUUUGCAAUGGGACCAGUGUAUGGAGCACCCGGUGCACCAAUUUCUUACAUGGUUGUUUCAAGAGGAUCACCUAUCGUACCAUUCAUUCCACCUACCUUUUCUCAUCCAACACAACCUUUUCUUUUCAACAUGGCUGCAACAGGGGCACCAUCUGGCUCAAUGGGUGCUGGCCCAUCACAUAAUAACUUCGAUUUGAACUCUGCUUUCUUGUCGGAAAUGGGAAAUCGGGAGAAUAAUGGUGGGUUGACACAGUUUUUCAACCACAAUCAAGCUUCUUUGAGUUCGGUUAUUGGAGGGAAACACGAAGAACCUUAUAGUGGAUGGGAGCUAUUCCCGAUGAACUACAAGCAUCAACCACCAUCAUGGCAAUUAAAGGAGGUUUGUCUUUAUUCAUGUUGAUCUGGCCCCCUCUCUCUUUUUAUCAGUUUUAAUAUAGCGAUAGUUAUAGAGUAGGCGCGCUGUUAACUUUUAGUUAGAGGGGGUGUUGGCACAAUUUUAUAUAAAAAGACCUUUAGCAACUUGUUGGUCUUAGGUUUUCGGGAACGUAGAGGAGGUGGAAUCAGGUAUAAUCUUAUUCAUGAGAUUAAUUGGCAAAAGAAAAUAGGUUUAUAGUGAUUUAUUUCUAAAUUUUCCUUUCAAAACUUUGUUCACAUAGAGUUGUAAUUUCUUCUCCAUAUAUAUCAAAGAAAGCUAGAAACAGUGGUCUAUUAGUGGUUU